AUUUUGUAAAACCAGUUGCAUUAAGUUAAAAAUAAAAAACAAAUUAGAAGACAAAAGCCGAGAUUAACAUGUCCACCACCAAUGAAAUAGAAAUAUUACUGAAAAAAGCCGUAACACUACUACAUUCCUCACAUGCCAAUUCAGCGACUGAAUUGCGUCUACUCCUGGAUGAGGAAAUAAAAAAACGCUAUGGCACGGAAAAAACCAUUACGAAUAGUUUGAGUAAAAAACAAAUGGAGGAUGAAGUAAAUUUUCCAGGAAGAGCGGCUACACCACCACCACAACCCGUUGAGUCAGAGGAGGUUAUAAACCUUAUACAUUCGCCGGCUAAAACAAUAUCGGAUUCGCCAGAUACCAUAGCCGAUUCAGAUGAUGGUAUCAGCGGUGCAGGAGGUUUACUAUCGACAACGGCUGAAGAAGAAACCAAUCUUAAGGAAUUCGGUGAUUUAAAUUGUUGCGUAUGUGGCGAAAUUAGAUUUACCGCCACAAAUCGCUUAAUCGAAUGUUCAAAGUGUGGAGCUCUGUAUCAUCAAGAGUGUCACAAGCCACCAAUAACCGAUGACGAAGCCUCUGAAGAACAGGGACAUACAUGGCAGUGUGAUAAUUGCAUUGGCAAGCCUAUAACAACCACAACAAAACUAAGCGGCAGUUGUGCUUCAGGACUUGUCGUUAUACCGGAUGAACCAAUGCCUUUAAUUACUACCUCCUCAGUUGCUUCUAUAAAAUCGAAAUCAUCGGCUACUUCUUCGCGAUCAUCAUCAUCGUCGAAUUCUUCUUCCCCGUAUCAUAAAAUGGAACAAGUCCAAUUAGUAAAUUCUGUUGUUGCUGGCAAAGCUUCCUCGAAGACGCAUCGGGAAGAGCGUUCAUCAUCGGGAAGCAGUAAGGUGACGUCUAUAAAUUCAUCUAUAACUUCAGCAAAGAAGCAUUCCUCGUCAUCAACAUCAGGUAAAUCGAAAUCAUCUUCUAAACAUCAUGAUAGCAAAAGAAAAUCAAAUAAAUAAAAUUCUAACAAAUAAACGUUAUUUAUAUAUUUUACAAAAA
This is a messenger RNA of Calliphora vicina (urban bluebottle blowfly), 1041 nucleotides long. It is a transcript of the gene IntS12, whose product is annotated as Integrator 12. The transcript has a single exon. Lineage: Eukaryota; Metazoa; Arthropoda; Insecta; Diptera; Calliphoridae. The record is from RefSeq and is a predicted model, not a curated record. Gene Ontology annotation, cellular component: integrator complex. Bases 69 to 1001 code for a protein of 310 amino acids. Gene Ontology annotation, biological process: snRNA 3'-end processing.